Messenger RNA from Spizellomyces punctatus DAOM BR117, 2934 nucleotides. RefSeq names its product dynamin-like GTPase SEY1. The record is from RefSeq and is a predicted model, not a curated record. Gene Ontology annotation, molecular function: GTP binding; GTPase activity. The transcript is spliced from 10 exons. Gene Ontology annotation, cellular component: endoplasmic reticulum; membrane. Gene Ontology annotation, biological process: signal transduction; endoplasmic reticulum membrane fusion. Bases 157 to 2670 code for a protein of 837 amino acids. NCBI's taxonomy places the organism in Eukaryota, Fungi, Chytridiomycota, Chytridiomycetes, Spizellomycetales, Spizellomycetaceae.
GCAGCUUUUCACACCCGUCAUCUAACGCCACCUUUACUGCGACCAGAGCACAUUUCCUGUUUCCUAAAGCAAGGACCAUCUGCCAUCUGUGCUCUAAUAGCUGUGACGCAGACCUCUGCAAUAGCAAUAUAGCACACCUGAAGCACAAUCCGAACAAUGUCGACUGAUGUCCUCGUCCCGGACGUGGAUUAUGGGGAUGGGGAGCACACUAGCAGCGAGGCGUUGAAAAAAAAGUGGCUGACAUUGGAUCCAGAGGACCCUCGACUGCAAGCCGUCAACGAGGAGCAGGAAUUCACGCCAUUUCUACUGGACUACAUGCGCGAUAAGUGGCAUGUUACAGACCAAGGAUUUGAUUAUAAUGUGGUGGCCGUGUUCGGGUCUCAGAGUACAGGAAAAAGUACCCUCUUGAACCGGCUUUUUGGAACUAAUUUUGAUGUAAUGAAUGAGACCGCUCGUCAGCAAACAACAAAAGGUAUUUGGGUGAGCAAGGCUGCUGAUCGCAGUUUACUUGUCCUUGAUGUGGAAGGAACGGACGGUCGGGAGCGCGGAGAAGAUCAGGAUUUUGAGCGGAAAAGUGCUUUAUUCUCACUCGCAAUUGCUGAAGUGCUGAUUAUCAAUAUGUGGGAGCAUCAAGUUGGACUAUAUAACGGGGCCAAUAUGGGCCUCCUAAAGACCGUGUUUGAGGUGAACUUGCAACUCUUCCAACAAAAGGGAUCGCCCAAGACGUGUCUGUUUUUUGUUAUCCGUGAUUUCACUGGGGCAACUCCAAUGGAAAACUUGCAAGCUACGUUGAUGAAAGACUUGGAAAAAAUAUGGGCGGGCCUGGUUAAGCCUGCCGGGAAAGAAAGCUCUUCGAUUGGCGACUUCUUCGAGUUCAACUUCGCUGGGCUACCGCAUAAAAUUUAUGCGCGGGAAAGCUUUGAGGCGGAGGCACAGAAGCUAAAGAAUCGGUUUUACGAUAAACAGGAUCCGGCGUUCACAUUUAAACCGGUGUUUCAUAAGCACAUUCCUGCUGAUGGAUUCCCCAAAUUUGCUGAAUCAAUCUGGGAGAAGAUUGUGUCCAAUCGCGACCUCGAUCUACCAACACAGCAGCAACUAUUAGCUCAAUAUCGAUGCGACGAAAUUAUGCGGGUGGUUUACGAGGGUUUCAACGAUAAUAUCAAAGGUUAUCGCAGCCAAUUGGAAGCGGGGAAAGUUCUGGAAGAAAUGGGAAGGGAAACGGAACAGUAUUAUCGCAAAGCCCUUGAAGCAUUUGACAAGGACGGUAGUCGCUACAACAAAGAGGUGUAUGAGAAGAAGCGGGCUGAAUUCGUAGACAAAAUGGCGACCGCUUUGCACGUGUACUAUGUUCAGCAACUGCGUAAUCUUCAUAAGCGGGCGCUUAACCUCUUCAAUGAGAAACUGACGGAAAGCUUGAAAGCCGAUGAUAGCGACUUUGCGCGGAAGUUAAAUGAUGCCAGAGAGCAAGCGGAGGCUUAUUAUCGAUCUGUGGAAGAGGGAACGAGAUUGAAAGAUGCGAACUGGUCCAGUGACGAGUACUUCUUCCAAUUCAAGACGGAAAUUGAUGAGAUUGCAGCGCGGAAGAGAACAGAGGCGAUGGAAAGAAUAGUUAAAAGUCUUGAGAGAUUUAUCGCCGGAAAUUUGACCGAGCCAAUCGAGGUGUUACUGAACGAUGGUCCUAUCGACGUAUGGACGCGUAUCAUCGAUGCUUUCAAUGACACGAUUGUAGAAGCGGAAGAAAAAUUGCGCAAGCGCCUUUCAGGGUUCAAUUCGAGUGAACAGGAGGUCGCAGCUUCUGUUCAAGAUAUGAAGAUGGAAGCCUGGGGUAUCUUGCAGAAGACGAUUCAUGAUGAGUUUGCUGAUGUCAAGGUCAUUGAAAGACUUAGACAUAAGUUUGAGGGGAAAUUCCGAUACGAUGAAGCUGGUUUACCGCGUGUGUGGAAGCCUGGAGAUGAUAUCGACGGACAGUUCAGUAAAGCGAGGGAUGAAGCCGACAAUCUGUCAGUCCUCUACUCCAAAAUUGAUGUUCCUCUAUCGAAAUUGGAUUCAGCCAUCACAGAGGAUGAGCGGUUUGAUCCUCAUUCGAUGGUCGUACUGUCUCCCGCGAAGCUUCAAACCCUGCGCGACAGGUUCAAGCGUGAAGCUGAUCUGCUCUUUGUAGAGGCGAAGCGCUCCAUCGUUGUCACCACGGCAAAGAUCCCGAUGUGGUUUGUAGUCAUGACGGCUGUCUUGGGAUGGAACGAAUUCGUUGCAGUAUUGUCGAACCCACUAUAUUUCUUGAUGCUAAUCAUAUUAGCGGCUGUCGCGUAUGCUACUUGGUACACCGGUAUGGCAAAACCUGCCUUUAAUGUUGCCAGAGCAACCGUUCGGGAGGCAGCAAAGGAAGCCGGAAAGAGGUUGAAAGAGAAAGGAGUUGAUGUCGACGGAUUCAUGGACGGGAGUCUGAUUCGAAAUGGUACAACUCUCGCCGCCACUGCGACCAGCGAAGGUGUAAAGCGGUUGCAGCGGGAGCUUGCCAGAUCAUCGUCAAGUCCGGCCGCAUAUGGAAAUCGAUGGCCGACGGAGAAUGACGGCGAUGCCGUUGAAAUGGUCCCUGCUGCCGGCCGAAGCGCUGAAAGUGUCAGCGGACGGAGAAGGACGACGAGGGAAAAUGACUGUGCGAAUGAGUGAAAAACACAUCUUUGACAUGUAUCCGGGCUAGACUGUAGAUUUGGAUGAGCUGGCUUUGCUUAUUAUUAGAUGGGCCGGGCAGGUCCUUUAUUGUGCGAAACCUUUGAGUUAUGCGAAAUUCAGAUAUUGAAGAUUGCAUCGAUUGUAUUCAUUGUUCCUUAUAUAUCAUAUUCUGUUCUGCACUUUUGUUCACAUGAAUUGAAUAUGUACAAAGUGGUCUUCUACAUAAUGUCUAUCUGCAACGAUGUAGACUUUGCAACCAGU